CGCCCCGGCGAGCACCAUGCCUACCUGCCGCCUCGGUCUGCUCGUCGCCGCCCUCCUCCUUGGCCUGCUGCUGGGCCUCCCCCCGGUCACAGGCACAGGAGCAGAGAAAUCAGGCGUGUGCCCCGCGCUAGAGGUGGACCUGAACUGCACGCAGGAGUGCCUCUCGGAUGGGGAAUGCGCGGACAAUCUCAAGUGCUGCCGGGCCGGCUGCGCCACCGUCUGCCACAUGCCCAAUGCCAAGUUCCAUUUCUCCACUGGGAAGACUGAGUCCCCAGUACUUAGUGUGAAAGAACGCCUCCACCAGCCCGCAUUCCUGGACAUGCCCCAGGAGGAUGAAUGGUACCAGGAUUGGCAGAACUCCAGAGAACCCCAUUUUAGGAGGGACUGGCCUGGCUGCUGGCACCAAAACCAGGAACUCCUGCACGGCAGCUUCUGCUUCUGAAUUUUGACUGCCCUGGUGGUUCCACUCCAGUAACCACACAUCACUGGCGACAAGCCAGCCACACUUCCUCUUCUGGGGAACACCAAGUCCCAGAGGCCAUCACUGGGACUAGCUGACACCCACAGAACCAACCCUUGAGGGGACGGGCUCCCCAACCUCAGCUCACUGAGGCUCUCUGGCUUUCUGGUCAACCAGGGAGAAGGGCAAAGCUUGUCCGGGGGUUCCAGAACCCCUUAGCAGAAGGGCACGUUCAAUUCCAGGGUCUUCUGUUUUCCAGGGGGAGUUUGGAGAUCAAGAGGAUCCUAGUUCUCUUCUCUCUUUCCAAUCUUACUCUUUUCCUGACCUAUCUAUUUUUCUGUCUGCUUAUUUUUCUCGCACUGUUUUUGUUUUUGUUUUUGUUUCUUCUCUCAGUGCCUUUCUUUUACUCUGCCUGUCUUUCUCUCUUUUUCUUUGCGUCUCCCUCUGUCUGGGUCUCUUUCUCCCUGCCCUUCAUCUCCCUUCUGUCUUUCUCUUCCUUCUUUUUGGGCCACCCCUUUUCUUUAAUCACGGUCAGAGAGUAAAGGUAUUGCCAUGAGUGGGGGAGGAGACAGGUUGAUUCGAGGUUGAACCAAAUCCUCAGAGAGUACCUGUCAAGAUCGUGGUGCUUUGAAAGCAGGAGAGAAUGUUACAGCUGAUGGAGAGCUUCUAUCAUCGGGUGAAAUUUGGAAUAGGUCAUGCAGGAGGGAAAAAAUAAAUGUCAGUUAUGACCUCAGAGCUAGCUGCAGCAGUGGGGCCUGAAGAUUGUUCUUGAUAGACGCUUAAAUUGAAAGUUCUUAAAUUGAACUUUCCAAUUUAAGGCUUUCAGCAACAGUAGGACAUACUCUUUGCUCAUCUCUGAUUUUACCUGCAGCUGUAGGAGACAGUUCUAGUGCACUAUUUUCUUUUCCUAAUCCACUUUUUAAAAUUGAGGAGGAAUUCACAUCAAAUAAAAUUAACCACUUUAGAGGAACAGUUCAGUGGCUUUUUAGUACCUUCAUAAUAUUGUGCAACUUCCAACUUUAUUAAUUGCAAAAUGUU
This is a messenger RNA of Physeter macrocephalus (sperm whale), 1498 nucleotides long. Its product is annotated as WAP four-disulfide core domain protein 2. The coding region runs from base 17 to 442 and encodes 141 amino acids. Lineage: Eukaryota; Metazoa; Chordata; Mammalia; Artiodactyla; Physeteridae. The record is from RefSeq and is a predicted model, not a curated record. Gene Ontology annotation, cellular component: extracellular region. The transcript is spliced from 3 exons. Gene Ontology annotation, molecular function: serine-type endopeptidase inhibitor activity.